Musa acuminata AAA Group (dessert banana) is the source of this 767-nucleotide messenger RNA. Its product is annotated as profilin. Gene Ontology annotation, cellular component: cell cortex. Gene Ontology annotation, molecular function: actin monomer binding. The record is from RefSeq and is a predicted model, not a curated record. Bases 114 to 509 code for a protein of 131 amino acids. The transcript is spliced from 3 exons. Lineage: Eukaryota; Viridiplantae; Streptophyta; Magnoliopsida; Zingiberales; Musaceae.
AUAAAUUCCCCUCGAUUUCCAUUUCGUCUCCGUAGAGAGUAGACUGCGGAAAGACUGCAACAGCGGCGGCACCGGAAGAGAGGAGACGAGGGGGGACAGUGUGCAGAGAGAGGAUGUCGUGGCAAACGUACGUUGAUGAUCAUCUGAUGUGCGACAUCGACGAUCAGCGUCUCACCGCCGCCGCCAUCCUUGGCCACGACGGCAGCGUCUGGGCCCAGAGUGGUUCCUUCCCUCAGUUCAAACCUGAAGAGAUUACUGCAAUCAUGACUGACUUUGAUGAGCCUGGAUCUCUUGCACCAACUGGAUUAUUUCUUGGUGGAACAAAGUAUAUGGUCAUCCAAGGCGAGCCAGGUGCUGUUAUUCGAGGGAAGAAGGCUUCCGGUGGUGUCACUCUUAAGAAAACCAAUCUGGCUCUGAUCAUUGGUAUAUAUGAUGAGCCAAUGACUGGUGGCCAGUGCAACAUGGUUGUCGAGAGGCUUGGUGAUUAUCUUUACGACCAGGGUUUCUGAAUCCGGUGUUGAUGCUUUGGAACUUCUUAUUUUGGUAUUUGCAUUGUCUUGCAAUUCACCCGACAUUCCCCUGUGUGUGAAUUUUAUAAUCAGCUUGAAAUCAUGUUGGAAAUUUGUUCAAAAGUCUUGUUGGGCUGUUGGCAUCAUCUCCAAGUUUGACUUUUCAUUUGUAUCGCUGUCGAAGGGGAUCAACAUUUGUCUCUGUGCUCAUAUGUAUGUUGGACAAUCUUCCUGAAAGUGUGAUGUAGAUUUGAGAUA